ACCAGUAAGGAGCUGAGGAUUUACUGACCUGCAGAGAAAGAGCACAUUAGAGGGGAGUUAUGAGGGUGGGAGCAGCAACCUUGGCGGGGGGGAUAUUUGGAAUAUUAGGGACUCUGUGUUUCUGUGUAGCUUUUGGUACAGACUACUGGCUGGUGGCCAGUGACAACUGUGGACCGUACACAUGGCCCACACAGACAACACUGAUGGGAACAGAUGCCAAUGGGACUGAGAUCCUGAUAGUGGAAACCAUCACUUCCUCUCCUCCGUCGCUCACUCUGCACCAUGAAGGCUUCUUCUGGCGCUGUGUGUUUCAGGUGGAGCCCACAGCACAUGCAGUCCUCGCCACUCUCUUUACAAAUCAACCCGAAUCUAAGGUCUGUAUCCACGGCUACCUCUUCCCUCUCCCUGUUGCACUUGGACAAGUACCUCAUCCAAGCUAUGAUGCUACGGCAGUGUUCCGUGGUUUCUGGACCGUGCUGAUAAUCCUUGGCCUGGUUGCAGCUCUCGCUGGAGGCUUCCUCUUGGUCUGUGGAGUUCCCUUUUUCAGCCAUAAGCUGUACAGACUGGGCGGUGCUUUCCUCAUCACCGCCGCCUGCUUGUUCCUGUUCAUACUGCUGCUCUACGUCCUGUGGAUUGAGGUGGUGGAUGUGAAGCGUUACGUCCUGCAGGAAAGAGGAGACACCUGCCUGAAUGCAGAGGUCUCAGUUCUCUAUGGUUUAUCAUUCAUGGUGGCUGCUGCAGGCGUGCCUCUGGAGCUCAUCUCUGGGAUGGUCUUCAUGCUGGUGGCCCGUGCGUUGCGUGCCAGCAAGUGAGCCUUCCACUCGGCCUGUAGGUUAAGAAAAGACUGACCUUUUUACGUCCUGCUCUGAGACUCAGCUGCACACUUGUGGGAUGUAAAUUCUGUCUGUAACGACAGGAUUGAUGUCACAGCAACACCCUUUGGAUGUCAAGUUGCAUGCAGAAUGCAUGAUUAUGUUUCUAUAACUGUCUUUACUUUGUAUUUUUAUAAAAAUGAUGAAUAGGUCAAGAUGAAGUACCACAAUAUCAGAUUUAGAUUUGAAUUGCCAUGAUAUCAUACCAGACGUUUAUUGUUCUGAGACUUUUUUAAAACAGUAUCAUGUUGGUAUAAAUGUUUCUUCU
Cheilinus undulatus (humphead wrasse) is the source of this 1140-nucleotide messenger RNA. RefSeq names its product transmembrane protein 182-like. The coding region runs from base 60 to 812 and encodes 250 amino acids. Gene Ontology annotation, cellular component: membrane. The transcript has 5 exons. The record is from RefSeq and is a predicted model, not a curated record. Lineage: Eukaryota; Metazoa; Chordata; Actinopteri; Labriformes; Labridae.